CACUCCCCUCAGCGCGAUGGCGGCAGCAGGGGCGCCGAUGGGGCCGGGACUCUCUCUGGACCCAGGACUGGGGCCCAUCCUGCGGGAGGCCGUGGCGGCUCUGGACCGAGCCGGGGCCGGGGCUGGGCUUGCGGCGGCCCUGGGCGCUGUGCCCGCCGCUCUGGCGGCGGCGGGCGGCCCAGCCGCCCUUGGGGAGCGGGAGCGGGCGCUGUUCGGCGCCUUCCUGCGCAGCCUGGCCCGGGUGCCAGGCGCGGCGCGGCCCGAGGGCGUGUGGCAGCGCUGCUUCCUGGAGGGCCCGCCCGGCCUUGUCCUCUGCAUCUUGCUGGAGGCCCUUGGCUCCACGGGCUCUGGCCUUGACCCAAGGGAGGUAGUUGAAGUCCUGGAGCAGUUCCUGCAGAAGGGCCGGGUGUCAGCGUUGCUGUGGGAGGUCUGUCAUCAGCAGGCACAGGCGGGCUGCCUGGAGCUGCAGGACUCCCUGCUCAACAAGAUCGUGUGUUUGCCCGAGCAUGUGAGCAAUAAACUCCAGGGGGAAAACCCACCAGUGUUCUUCCCACAGAACUACUUCCCUCUUCUGGGUGAUGCAGUUCUCCAGGUGCUAGAGAAGAUCUCUGACUCUCUGCAGGGUGGCUUGGACUGCUCCAUCUCUUUUGUUUCUCAUGUCCUGGGGAAGGUGUGCAUUCAUGGAAGGCAAAAGGAAAUUCUGGGAGUUUUGGUGCCCCGCCUGACAGACCUCACUAAGUCAGACUGCAUCUGGCAGAGGAUAUGCUGGCGGUUGGUGGAAUGUGUGCCAGACCGCUGGAUGGAAGCAGUGGUCCUUGGUUUUGUGCAGAGAGCACCCGGGGCAGAUGCCUUAUCCAGAUUGCUGGGGAACCUGGUUGUGAAGAACAAGAAGGCUCAGUUUGUGGUGACACAGAAGAUGCUGCUCUUGCAGUAUGGCCACACGACGGCAGUGCUGCAGAACCUCCUUGGCUACCUGUCCCUGGACAGCCUCCGACGCACCUUGUUGCUCAGAGCGCUGCAGGAGCUAUUGGAGACCUGGAGCAGCAGCAGUGCUGUGAAACACUCCCCAGCUGAGCAGCAGCUGUACAUUAGCAAGGCUAUCCUCAUCUGCCUCUCACAUCUGAAGGAGCCUGAAAUUGAGAGCUGCAGACAAGAGCUUCUGACAAGCAUGAUGGAGGGUGUGAAAUGCCAUUUGGACAGCAGUCUGCCACAGCUAAGGCGUCUGGGCAUGGUGGUGGCAGAGGCCAUCAGCUUGAAAAUAAACACUGAGGGGCCUGUCCUGAAGUUUGAGUAUGAAGAAGAUGAUGAAACAAGAGAAUUGAAGUCACUUCUGGUGCAGACUCCAUCAUUCUGUGUUUCCUCCAGCCUUCCAGAUGAUGACAGGAGUGAGAAAGCAGGUGUUGCACUCCCACUGGUACUGGAGAGUAAUGAGAAAUCCCAUACAGAGGCCCCUGUGAUACCAGAUGAGGAGUCAGAUGCUGAGCUUGACAGUGAUGAUGACCUCAUCCCUUAUGACAUGUCUGAGGAUAAAGAGCUAAAAAUUAAGGCUCCUGUGUAUAUCCGAGACUGUAUUGAGGUUCUGACUGGAUCAAGACCUGAAGAUGUGGACAAAUGGGAAGCUACAGUCAAGGCCCUUGAGAGCUUGGUAUGGAAGAAUCCAGCAGCAACCAGAGAGGUUAGUGUGGAGCUGGCAAAAAUAUUAUUGCAUCUGGAGGAGAAGACCUGCAUUGAAGGCUUUGUGGAGCUCCGUCAAAGAGCUCAAGUAGCUGUUUUAACCACAGACCCAAUACCUGUUGCAACGUACUUGACCUCUCAGUUCUACUCUCUGAACUACAGUCUCCGUCAGCGCAUGGACAUCCUUGAUGUUUUGGUUUUGGCAGCUCAGGAACUGUCCUGUCCCAAAUUCCAUGGGAAGACCAAGCAUUCUGGUGUCCAAAAGCCUUGUAUCCCUCUCCUUCCAGGAAGUGACAGCUCUAAGGACUGGAGAAGAAUUGUUGAUGAGAGGAUCAAAAGCAAGACUCGGAGAUUUGAUAUGGGUCACUCUCGUGUGGAACUGGCUUCUCACCCAAAUGAAUUCAAUUCUGUUGCUGGGUAUUUCUUUUUCCCAUUGAUUCAGCACUUUGACAGGCCUUCAACAACAUUUGAUCUUCUGGGGGAAGAUCACUUAGUCCUUGGAAGACUGGUUCACACUUUAGCAAUCCUGAUGUACUUGGCUGUCAACACUGUGGCAGUGACAGCAAUGGGAAAGGCACUGCUGGAGUUUGUUUGGGCGCUGCGUUUCCACACAGACUCGUACGUGCGCCAGGGCCUUUUGUCUUGUAUCUCCUCCCUUCUCCUCAGUGUCCCUAUGGAGCGUAUUCUGGCAGACAUGACAGAGGAACUGUUGGAGACUCAGUCCUGGCUGGGAGAUGUGAUGGAGAAAGACCCUGAUGGAGACUGCAGAAGGCUGGCCCUACAGAACUUGCUGCUGAUGGAGAACCUGAAAAAGAAACUUGAAACUGUUCCUUCCUAGCUGAAGGGUAACAAGAAAUGACCUUUACCUUGUGCUCCUGCCAGCUGGAUGUGUUUGGGCACUGCUGGGGCCUCUUCAGCAGUCACCUGGCUGGAGGAGAGGAAGAAAGGGGAGGAUGCUGAGCUGUAAGCCAGCGAGCCUGACUUGACAUCUGGACUUUGUAGUGGAGGCCAAUUGAGUGAGCUCUGAGUAUCCGGUACAGCGUGUACAGAUGCAGGAAGGCAGGCGAGUGCUGCCAUCCUCACACGCCCCCAGCCCCCACCCUAGCUAUUUAUAACCUUGGCAGGUCUGAGCACUCAGCUAAAAAUACAGGGAAGAUCUCACAGAGCCUUCUUGUCAGAAAAACAGGAGGGCUGGGGAGGCCCACUUGCCACUAUGACUGCCCUUUUAGAAGCUCCCACGUCCCUGAGCAGCUGGAGUAUGGGGGAGCAGCUGUUUGUCUGCUGCUGGAAGGAGUGCCAGGGUGGAAGCAAUGGCACUGCUGAUUGUAUGCAAGCACUUGUUCAGAUUUUGACCUUAAAAUCUCCCCAACCCUUCUUCCCUGAAAGCAAUUUAGAAACUUCAUCUCAAGUUUUGAAGCAAGUCACAGAACAUGAAAAAUCAUUCUAAGUUUAAGGGCUGUCUGGUAAGAAACAUGAUACCCCUUGGCAGGGCAGGGUGACAGGCAGAGAGGUGAAUAGAACCUUGGUUGUUACAUUGAGUUUAACUUCUCUCACUCCUGCUUGUGCCAGGGAAGAAAUUUGCCUCCAAAAAUCUGACUACUUAGUAGAGAGUGGCUUGAUGUAACUGGUGUUUGGAGAAGGAGCUUCAAAGUAAGAAAGAAGCUUCACUUGCUCAGCUUGAGCAGGGGUUGGACCAGGGGGCAUCCAGGAUCCCUUCUAACCCAGGCAUUCUGUGACUCUUGAGAUUUACCCCAGAUGUCUUUAAAUGGUUGCUCUACUCUACAUGAUCCUCUGAUGUAUUUAAACACAGAAGCUUUUGUUUGGGAAACUCUGCCUUCAACCUGCAGGAGUGGGUAGUUUGACUUUUAACCAAGCUCCUACCCAAAUGGGAUGGAGAUUGUUUUCAGAAGGUCUCACUUCUAGGGAAUCACAGUUGGGCACCUUAGCAGGUCAGAGUUGUACUUGAAAGGCAACUCACAGUUUCCACCUCAGUUAUUCAGCUCUUCUAUACUGAGAAAAAAGUGAAGUUACAAUAUACAGUUCUGACUGUUUUUUUCUGCCUUCAAUUUAUUAAAAUACUAAAACCUGCUUUCUAGCAGGAUAUACAUGUGAA
Molecule: messenger RNA, 3787 nt
Organism: Oenanthe melanoleuca
Lineage: Eukaryota; Metazoa; Chordata; Aves; Passeriformes; Muscicapidae
Gene: TELO2
Product: telomere maintenance 2
Exons: 20
Coding region: 17-2512 (831 amino acids)
Biological process (GO): telomere maintenance via telomerase; protein stabilization
Cellular component (GO): cytosol
Molecular function (GO): telomeric repeat DNA binding; Hsp90 protein binding
Source: RefSeq, a predicted model, not a curated record